This is a messenger RNA of Xylaria bambusicola, 736 nucleotides long. RefSeq lists its product as uncharacterized. The record is from RefSeq and is a predicted model, not a curated record. The coding region runs from base 176 to 454 and encodes 92 amino acids. NCBI's taxonomy places the organism in Eukaryota, Fungi, Ascomycota, Sordariomycetes, Xylariales, Xylariaceae. The transcript has 2 exons.
AAGGCAUUCUAAGUCUCAGCACUACGAGAAACGAAUAUUAAAAGCCGAAGGUCCAGUGAAGAAAUGAACAAUUCAAUCUUCAUCCUCAACAUCAAUCACAAAACAGCUAGCAUCAAUUGCUCCUAAGACUAUUCUAUCUGAUCUUUGAUCUUCAUUCCACCAAACCACACUCAAAAUGACUCACGCAUCCAUGGACCAGAAGACCAAGAAGAUCGAGGAGGUUCGCUCCAACCUUCCUCUCCCUGAGCAACCCCCCGUCGCUUCCGACUGGCAAUCAGCAGAUGCUCGCAACGUCAACGUCGGCACUGGCGGUGUAUCAAGUGAUGUCUCUACUGGCGCCGGCUCAACAUCUGGCCUUCGUGAGCCUGCCUCAAAGGCUGAUGCCGACCUGAGCAAGGUCGGUCGCCAAGGCAAGGACAACCUCGAGGGUCCUCCCAAGGAUGCCUCUUAUUAAACAGCAUCCACAUAAACAACAAAAAACGAAAAUAUACCCGAAACAAACAUUGAAUCGAAUUGGUGGCAUGGCAUUGACUUUGACUUAAUCGGCAAAUGUCAUCUCGGCGCAUUUGGGUGGAUCUUAUGGGCCUUUGUAUGAAUAUUACGGAAUCUUAGCGCAUGAAUCAUAUGGUGCAUCAUGGUGGUUGACAUCGGGGGGCUCACAAGAUUUUGCUACCCUAGAAUAGUCUACCAAUGAAAUUCGUACAAGACGAAACAAUUCAACAGUUCAGACGAUACC